AUGCAAAAGAACCUCUGCCAAUAUCCCGAGCUUGCUUGCCAGCACGGCUUCGCCAUGUUGCCCAGCGACAGUGCGGCGGCUCUCGUCUCAAGCCCGACCGGGCUGCGGGCUUGGGUACACUACAUGCGCGUCAGCGUCGGCAGGGAGGAGCAGCUCGAGCUAGUGCAUUACUUGACGUCGACUGCAGCGGGAAAACGGCCAUCAAGGAGCAUAAGCGAGGCCAGGAGGGAACGGCACCAGCAGGCCGUGUCCCUUGAACAUCAGGGCAUCUAA
Pyricularia pennisetigena is the source of this 273-nucleotide messenger RNA. RefSeq lists its product as uncharacterized. The record is from RefSeq and is a predicted model, not a curated record. The coding region runs from base 1 to 273 and encodes 90 amino acids. The transcript has 2 exons. Lineage: Eukaryota; Fungi; Ascomycota; Sordariomycetes; Magnaporthales; Pyriculariaceae.